Messenger RNA from Antrostomus carolinensis (chuck-will's-widow), 1730 nucleotides. It is a transcript of the gene BCL2L13, whose product is annotated as BCL2 like 13. NCBI's taxonomy places the organism in Eukaryota, Metazoa, Chordata, Aves, Caprimulgiformes, Caprimulgidae. Gene Ontology annotation, biological process: apoptotic process; regulation of apoptotic process. The record is from RefSeq and is a predicted model, not a curated record. The coding region runs from base 1 to 1419 and encodes 472 amino acids. The transcript is spliced from 6 exons. Gene Ontology annotation, cellular component: membrane; mitochondrion.
AUGGCGUCCUCUACUGCUGUGCCUGUAGGAUUUCACUAUGAAACAAAAUACGUAGUUCUCAGCUACCUGGGACUUCUAGCACAAGAGAAGCCACAGGAGCAUCCUCCUCCUUCAACUGAAGGGACUCAACAACAGAUUAUGGAACAACAUGUUUCAGAGAAAGAGGCUUUGGAGAAAAUUAAAACAGAAAUUGAGGAGGAGCUAAAACACCUUGAUGAAGAAAUCGUGGAAGCAUUUACCACUACAGGAUUUGACUGCCACACUUCCCCGGUGUUCAGUCCUGCCAAUCCAGAGAGCUCAAUAGAAGACUGCCUGGCUCAUCUUGGGGAGAAAGUGUCCCAGGAAUUGAAAGAACAUCUGCACAAAGCACUGCAGAGCUUGAUUAGCAAGCCGGUGACAUACCAAGAAUAUCGAGAGCGCACGCAAGAGACAGCUGCUCAUGCCAGUGGAUGGAACAAGGUCUUGGUACCCCUGGUUCUGCUACAACAGUUUCUGAUGGAGUUAACCAGACGGGGCCAGGAACCACUGAGUGCACUUGUGAACUUUGGGGUGACGUAUCUAGAAGACUAUUCUGCAGACUAUAUCAUUCAACAAGGAGGAUGGGGGACAGUCUUCACUUUGGAAUUGGAAGAGGAAGAGUACCCUGGGCUCAUCGCAGAGGACAGUAAUGACAUCUACAUCCUGACCAGCGACAACUCGGGACAGGUGAGCCCUCCGGAGUCCCCCACGGUGACCACGUCGUGGCAGUCAGAGAGCCUGCCCGUCUCCCUGUCAGCCAGUCAGAGCUGGCACACGGAGAGCCUGCCAGUCUCCCUGGGACCCGAGUCCUGGCAGCAAGUGGCCAUGGAUCCCGAAGAAGUCAAAAGCCUGGACAGCAACGGAGGGGGUGAAGAAAGGAGUGAGAACAACUCUUCCAACUCGGAUAUUGUUCAUGUGGAGAAGGAAGAGAUACCGGAGGGGAUUGAGGAAGCAGUGGUGUCAGCUGUCCCUGCAGAGAGCACCCAGGCAGCAUUUCCAGAAACCCCAGCUUCUUUACAGGAAGUAAAACCUCAAGCUGAAAUUGCUGCUGCUGUUGAAAAAGCACAUCCCUCUGCACUUCUGCAUACAAAACAGGAGGAAAAGGGAAAAGCGGCUGAAGAGCUUGUUGAACCUGAAAUCCCUGUAUUAAGUAAACCUGUCCCAAAGUUAGCCCCAUCAGAAGAAAAGGCUGCACCAGAACCUGAGAAAAUACUGCUUCCAGGGGAAAAAAAAGUGGGGAAAGAGGGCUGUUUGGAAGAAAUAGAAGAGAAAUCCUCUGCUGCAGAGGAGAAGCCCAUCUUACUGCCAGAAGGGAAAUCUAUACUGCUGUACGGCGGGGCUGCUGCAGUGGCUAUAUUAGCUGUGGCAGUCGGAGUAGCGCUGGCGCUUAGGAAAAAGUAACAGAGCUCUCUUGAGAAGGAGGAGGAGGAGGAGGAGGAGGAGGGUGGGGGGGAGAGCAAAGAGAGCACGAUCUGAUUCUUGUAGUUGUGUUACCUUAAAGGUUGAGCUGCCUGCUGUUUCAUUGGACAUUUGAGUAACUUAAUGGUGACGGGGUGAGGUUGUUCAAUAAGCCUCCAGCUAUGGACAAUCACGUUUUUAGUAGAACUGGGAAGGGGACUGGUUUUUCGUGAUUAAAGUAACAGGGGUAUUUUUAAAAAGAAAAAAAAAAACAAAAACAAAACAAAAACCCAAUAAUAAUAAAUUCUGCAAAU